AUACGUCAUGGAUCGCUCCAUUAUCCAGCCUAUGCGUAAGCGUGUGGCUUUAACAGUAGUACACUACGCCUCUCUUCUGCGCAGACUCACGACUAGAGGAAGAGCCAGGUCUCGCUUCCCACAGAGGAUCAUAAGUCUCUAUACAAAGCUCUUAGGAGCUCAUCACCACCAGUAAAACUGUAUAAGCACCGGGUCGACGGGACUGAAGGAAGUGGCGUGACGUACGGGGAGCUGCCUGCUGAAAUCGCCAUGAGUUACAAACCAAUUGCUCCAGCGCCGUCUGGCUCCAACCACACACCACCAGGCUCCUCUGUGCCCUCUCCAUCUCUGCCCUCGUCUUCCAACUUUAGGCCAGCUUUCAGCGACUUUGGCCCACCCUCCAUGGGCUUUGUUCAGCCUGUCAAAGUGUCUCAAGGGUCCACCUACAGUGAGCUUCUGUCUGUCAUUGAGGAAAUGAGCCGUGAGAUCAGGCCUACAUACGCUGGCAGCAAGAGUGCUAUGGAGAGGCUAAAGAGAGGUAUAAUCCAUGCCCGUGCACUGGUCAGGGAAUGUCUUGCAGAAACGGAGAGAAGUGCCCGCACAUAACCUUUUGGAAAGAUUCCUUCACCCCUCACUCUUUCCCUGUAGGAGUCUGGCCUCACUGUCUGUUUUGCAGCCCUUUUUUCUUUUAUCCUCCCACCUUUUGCACUUUCCUCACUGGCUUUUUAUAAGUGCAUUAUGUCCUUCUUGUCUCCACUAUUCCCUGCUUUCCACCACACCCAUUUUGUUCAUACAAACUUAAUGUAAAAAUUCUCAAUGCAGUUUUCUAUCUAUUUUGAACUAAGAGUGUGGGGAAUUUCAACACAAUUUUAAGUAGAGCUGUAUGUAAGACCUUAGUAAAGUGGAUGCAAAGGUUUCAUAUGUUAUUUAAUAACGGCAAUUGAUCAAGAAUGUUUGGUUCUUAGAUUAUGUAAUCAAUGUUCCAACUGCACCUGUGCUCAAGUUUCUAUUCUGAACAUCACUCUGCAACCACUGAAUUAUUUUUUGUUAUUCUGAGGACCUUCACCAUUUGUUGUUUUCAUCAUAUUUUGUAGGGAAAACAUACAUUAGAGGUUUCUAAAUCCCAAGAACUCUGUACAUCUCAAGUCAAUUUGUUAGUAUGGAAAUUUUGUAAACCAGAUUUUUGCAGUUCAGUAUGUAUAUCUUAAUUAAAUAACAAAAAAACUUUUCAA
Molecule: messenger RNA, 1211 nt
Organism: Scatophagus argus
Lineage: Eukaryota; Metazoa; Chordata; Actinopteri; Scatophagidae
Gene: cdk2ap2
Product: cyclin-dependent kinase 2 associated protein 2
Exons: 5
Coding region: 250-585 (111 amino acids)
Biological process (GO): negative regulation of G1/S transition of mitotic cell cycle; regulation of microtubule cytoskeleton organization
Cellular component (GO): microtubule; cytoplasm; nucleus
Source: RefSeq, a predicted model, not a curated record